UCAGAACACCUCAAGAAACUCAAGCGGAGACCCACAGGGAAGAAAUCUCACUGCUCUGAUAGUGGGAAGAAUUGCAAAUCUUCAACAGAACUUAAAAUACGCCAAAGAAGCCACACAGGAGAAAAGCCAUACCACUGCUCUCAGUGUGGAAUGAGUUUCUCUAAAUCACAUUCAUUGAAAUCACACCUGAGAAUUCACACAGGAAAGAAAUCUUAUAGCUGUGAUCUAUGUGGGAAGAGAUUUACUAAGCCAAGCAACAUGAAAUCACACCAGCAGACACACACUGGAGAGAAGCCUUACCACUGCUCAGAUUGUGGGAAAAGCUUUUCAACAUCACAGUAUUUAAAGCUGCACCAGAGAACCCACACAGGAGAGAAGCCUUACCACUGCUCAGACUGUGGGAAAAGCUUUACCACCUCAAGUGGACUGAAUAUACACCAGAGAACACACACAGGAGCGAAGCCUUAUAGCUGUGAUCAAUGUGGGAAGAGAUUCACUCAGUUAUCAAACAUAACUGGCCACAAGAAAAUACACACUGGAGAGAAGCCUCACCACUGCUCUGACUGCGGUAAGAGUUUUACUCAGCCAAGUCAUCUGAUUAUACACCAGAGAACACACACAGGAGAGAAGCCUCACCACUGCUCUGACUGCGGUAAGAGUUUUACUCAGCCAAGUCAUCUGAUUGGACACCAGAGAACACACACAGGAGAGAAGCCUUAUAGCUGUGAUCAAUGUGGGAAGAGAUUCACUCAGUUAUCAACCAUAACUGCCCACAAGAAAAUACACACUGGAGAGAAGCCUCACCACUGCUCUGACUGUGGGAAAAGCUUUACCACCUCAAGUGGACUGAAUAUACACCAGAGAACACACACGGGAGAGAAGCCUUAUAGCUGUGAUCAAUGUGGGAAGAGAUUCACUCGGCUAUCAAACAUAACUGCCCACAAGAAAAUACACACAGGAGAGAAGCCUCACCACUGCUCUGACUGUGGGAAAAGCUUUACCACCAGAAGUGACCUGAUAUCACACCAGAGAACCCACACUGGGGAGAAGCCGUAUGGUUGUGAUCGGUGUGAGAAGAGAUUUGCUUUCUCAAGUAGCCUGACUUAUCAUAAGCGAACCCACACUGGAGAGAAACCGUACCACUGCUCAGACUGUGGUAAAAGCUUUACCACCUCAAGUGGACUGAAUAUACACCAGAGAACACACACAGGAGAGAAGCCUUACCACUGCUCUGACUGUGGGAUGAGUUUUGCUACCUCACACAAUCUGGCAGUACACCAAAGAACACACACUGGAUAGAAACCUUACAGCUGUGAUCAAUGGGACAAGAGAUACUCUCAUUCAAGUUCUCUGAUUAAACCUAAAAAAAAUACAUGCAGGAGAUCCACUGAGUGUGGAAUGAUCUCCAUCAUCAGACCUGGGUAGUAGAACACAGAGUGUGGAAUGAUCUCCAUCACCAGACCUGGGUAGUAGAACACAGAGUGUGGAAUGAUCUCCAUCACCAGACCUGAGUUUUCCCUCCAAAGAGGGAGAGACUAGAAGAUGUUGACAUGUUUGCAACACUGAUAUUUUGAAUCUAACAGUGUCAAUUCCAUCUCUUGGUUUAAGCCACUGUACCAGUUGUGUUUGAACUUGUUGACUGGCUAAAGAGACGUUCCAGAAUGCCUGCCAACUGGCGCUAUGGCAACAUGUUUCUAAAUGAGGCGUGGCCCAGCCUGGUCUGCAGCAGUCAGGUUUACGCUGUUGGCUUUUCAGAGGUAAGCUGUACCCAGAGCAAUGGCGGACGCUAUAUGUUGGUAGGAUGCCCAGAAUUAUUAUCGAUAAUGAAGGAGCAAAAUGGCGAUUUGAACGUUUAGUCCGGUUUUAUUGUACAAUCUUUUCCCUAAAAGUAAAUUGAAUGUCUUCCUUAUUUCAUCAAAAGUAGAUCCAUAAACUCAACACUUCCAUCACUUUGCAUGGGGGUCGUUGGCAAAGUCGUUUUUUUACCAGGAGACUGUAGCGCCCCACAAAAUGAACAUGAAAAUGCUGUAGGAAGUAGCAAGUAAAUUUUUUUCCACUUUCCCAAAAAAGUCUGAUAAAAACGUAUAGCAGAACACAAUAGAAAAUCUUUGGAGGGAGCUGAAGGUCCGUAUUGCCCAGCGACA
This is a messenger RNA of Coregonus clupeaformis (lake whitefish), 2144 nucleotides long. Its product is annotated as zinc finger protein 2-like. NCBI's taxonomy places the organism in Eukaryota, Metazoa, Chordata, Actinopteri, Salmoniformes, Salmonidae. The transcript has a single exon. Bases 151 to 1299 code for a protein of 382 amino acids. The record is from RefSeq and is a predicted model, not a curated record.